This is a messenger RNA of Eremomyces bilateralis CBS 781.70, 2778 nucleotides long. RefSeq lists its product as uncharacterized. The coding region runs from base 224 to 2566 and encodes 780 amino acids. The record is from RefSeq and is a predicted model, not a curated record. NCBI's taxonomy places the organism in Eukaryota, Fungi, Ascomycota, Dothideomycetes, Eremomycetales, Eremomycetaceae. The transcript is spliced from 2 exons.
UCGCCUUUUCCUUUUCAUUCUCCAGUUACACGAGAAGUUAUGCUCUUGUCGUAUCCAUGUCCUUCUCAGGGGCCACUGUGAUAAUGCUUGGAAUUGACUGCUUCACAAGGGCAGGUCUCAAAGAAUUCUGGUUGUAUCUGUGGGUUUCCCUAUUAACACGACCAACUACCCGCUCACCAGAGGCAUCAAGGCGGAGGUCGCGCUCAUUAUUCUAAUCUUCUUGAUGGGCGCCAUGUCUCAGUUUAAGCUUCUAAAUGUCAUUAAACGACGACGCGCAAAGAAGGAGCUGGACCGUCAACGACACGCAGAAAUGCGUGAACAAGAGGAGAACGAAAUAGGUCGAAGAAUGCAACAGGACCUCGUUAAAGAAGUCGCGCAGUGGGAAAAUCUUUACGGGAAUAAAUCGCGUGCCGAGGCGUGCGAUUCGAGCAUUACCGAAUCCGACGGCUCCCAGAAAUAUUCAAACAGCGCAGAUCAAUUGCACAAAUCUCAUGGACACGACAUCGAACUUGCCGACAUGCCACAGGCAUGGAGCGGACCGUCGUCUGGCGCCACUUCUCGGAGGAUAAGCGAUACUUUAGGAGCUCAGAGCAACGGCCGAAGUACGAGGCCAGUUUCGGUUAAUCGAACCCAGUCGGGCCAGAACAGUGGUCCAAGUACGAGGCCAGUCUCCGUUAAUCGGAAUCAGUCAGUCCCAAGCAGCGGCGCAAAUACGAGGCCAGUUUCGGCUUAUCAGAGUUUGCCAGUGCAGAGCAACGAUCCAACAAUGAGGCCGGUUUCGAUGAAUCGCAGUCAGUCAACACCGCGCGUCAGUGAAAAAGGCACCUCGACACGGAAUGGUCUACUGAGAGUAUCGACUGCUAGUGUAAGUAGGAACACUAGAGGAGAUGAUCGAAACUCAAUAGCCGUUGGCCCUAAACAGUCAUCUGCGAGAAGCUCGGUACGGCUGUCUAGCUCUUCUCCUGCUAUCUUGCCGCUUCCCCUCGCUGCUAUCCAAAGGCGAAGUCGUGUCGAGGAAGAGCAGGCAUCUAUUUCAACCGCACAAGAAUCGACGCAAGAGGUUAGACACGGAAUAAAGCGAAUUUCUGGCGCAUCGGCCUUUAAACGGCUGUCCACGGUAUCCAGCAGGCCAGACCCAGCAGAGUCACAAGAGGAUCUUAUCCCUUCCGCCGAUGACAACGACAACGAUGACGACAGAGCUUCCUCCAUUGCUGCGACGUUAGAUGAAGAGGAGAUUCUCGACUCGGCCGCUUCAGCCCUCUCCUUACCAUUAUCGGUUGUGGAGGAGGGAAGCGGCUCUCAGAAAGAUGCGGCGGAUCGCGCAGGGCAAGGUAGUCAAUCAUCGGGCGGUACUGGCACCCACCCUUCAGGCCCUGGCGCCACAGAUCAUGCGACUGAGGAAUCAUCGGAGACUUUACUAUCAGCCGGUCCUCAGAUCGAGAUCAGCAAAGAUGGUAGUGAAGGGAAGUGGUUGGUGCAUGGUGGGCUAUCCAAAGCCGAGAACAAAAUCGAAGACGGCGAAGAGCGCAUUAAAGCAGGAAAUCGAUCGAAACGACCCAAAUCUGGCGUCUCAGUCGCGCAGUCAGAUGCAGCCCGCCCAGUAUCAGCGUCCGGAAGUUUGAAGGAGCAUCUUCCCGACAAGCUCUCGAAGGCUGCCAUGCUCUACCGAACCAACGAAUGGACCAAGGGGUGGGAGGUCGCAGAGGCCCCUGAGGAGGAUCGGCUUUCUCGCAGCUCUUCGCCUGGCAUCCAAAUCGAUCCUGCAUUCGUCUAUGCCGCACAGGCGGAGGCGAACAAACCAAUCGUGUCCCCUGUGGUUGACAUGCGAGACCACGUGGAAGUGCCAGGCCUCGUACGGCAGUCGUUGGUGCGACCCAGUUCCGCAGAGCCAUUUCACCGUAAUUCUAAGAACAUGUCUGGAUUGCGAACUUCAUAUAGCAACGCUCCUUUCCCGGAGCUACAGCGCCCAUCAUUAGCUCUGCACGCUCAUGCGAACCAGCGGCUUGCGGGACUUUCGCAGCAGAACGUCCAUGUUCGGGCGAAUUUAGGCAAACGAAUGUCAUCCGCGCCACUGAUGUUGUCGGGGGCACUGCAACCGGCUAUCGACGAGGCUAAUGAGGCAUCCUUCGCUCGCUCGUCUACUCCGACACUUCACUUGCCGGCUAGCCUCCGCCUAUCCCAAUCCGCCUCCCCUAUGCUGCUCCCUCGCGCGAGCAAUACCUCAUUGAACCAGCAAUCCCGCUUUUCCGGCGACCUGCAAAGCUUUGACUCCCACCAGCCGAAAGGGCACUCCGGUUUCGAUGCCCAGAGACGCGAUACAAAUCUCGCGGUCUGGCGCUCAUCGAUGUCCCAGCUUAACCGGCUUCAAACGCCCAUCGUUGAUGACGGGAGACGGACCGCGAUGAUCCAGGAACAAAGAAUGAGGCAAAUGGAAGAGAUGCAAAAGAAAUCGGUGGCUGCGUACCGAAACAGCGUGUUUGAUGUCCAAAUGCGCAGUGGAAAUAUGAUAGGAGCACAUCGUGACGUUCUGCGAAGGAUGCAAGAGAAGGCGAACAAGAAUGCUUGAAAUCCCUGAGAUGUUCCCUGUGUCUGGUUCUUUUAGCGUGGCGUUUGUGUAGGAUGUCGAAUUUGGCUGACAAAGGCAUCAAAGACCAUGGCGCGGGUUACGUGGUCUCGAAAACGCCGGCUAACUGGUACAAAUCCAUGUGGGUAAUUCUAGAACCUUGUCUCAAUAUUCCCUGGGGCUACAGAAAUGAAAUGUGCAUCCGUAUUCGCAAC